AUGGCGGAAGCUCCGGUUGAGGAGAGCGUGAGCCCGAUGCUGUUACCAGGCAGCACCGGCUCGGUAGCAACGGGCCUCCUCAGUCAGCUGCAGGCCACCUCCUGGGACCCGACCCUCAGCGCCGACUGGGACAACGAGAAGCCCUCUCAGCCUUGCUUGCUCCGGAUUAAAAGAGAUAUCAUGUCCAUUUACAAAGAGCCACCUCCAGGGAUGUUUGUGGUCCCAGACCCUCAGGAUAUGACUAAGAUCCAUGCACUAAUCACAGGACCUUUCGACACACCUUAUGAAGGAGGUUUUUUCCUUUUCCUCUUUCGCUGCCCUCCCGACUAUCCCAUCCACCCACCGAGAGUCAAACUUAUGACGACUGGGAGUAACACUGUCCGCUUUAACCCAAACUUUUACAGAAAUGGAAAGGUGUGCCUCAGCAUACUUGGCACCUGGACAGGUCCUGCUUGGAGUCCAGCCCAGAGCAUCUCCUCUGUACUCAUAUCCAUUCAGUCCCUAAUGACAGAGAAUCCGUAUCACAAUGAGCCAGGAUUUGAACAGGAGAGACAUCCGGGAGACAGCAAAAACUAUAAUGAAUGCAUACGGCAUGAAUGUCUCAGAGUCGCUGUUUGUGAUAUGUUAGAUGGCAAGUGUCCCUGCCCAGAAGCAUUGAGAAGUGUGAUGGAGAAAUCUUUCAUGGAGUUUUAUGAUUUCUUUGAACUGUCCUGUAAGGAUCGGCUUCAUCUGCAGGGGCAAACCAUGCAGGAUCCCUUUGGAGAGAGGCGGGGUUAUUUUGAUUACCAGACCUUAUUGUGUCGGCUGCAGGUCAUUAGAAAACAAUUAAAAAAGAAAAACGAAGAGGACAUAGUAGAGGUUGAUUCCGACAGCAGCUCUUCAGGAAAUGAGCAAGACAGUCACGGCACUUCCUAUCCAUAG
Molecule: messenger RNA, 921 nt
Organism: Mobula hypostoma (lesser devil ray)
Lineage: Eukaryota; Metazoa; Chordata; Chondrichthyes; Myliobatiformes; Myliobatidae
Product: ubiquitin-conjugating enzyme E2 Z-like
Exons: 7
Coding region: 1-921 (306 amino acids)
Source: RefSeq, a predicted model, not a curated record